AUGAAGGAGGACCCCGCUCCCGACGCGAAAUGCCGUGACAAGUUCCUCGUCCAGUCCGUCCUCAUCACCGCUGACAAGGAGUUUGCCAAUGUUGGGUCGCUGUGGACACACAUUGAGCAAACCGCAAAGUCGUCGAUUCAAGAGAAGAAGAUUAGGGUUCUGUUCCUCCCCGCAGAUGACUCGGCGUCCACCCCGGCCAGGACCAACGGGGUCAGCCGCGAUUCCCUCCUCGCAUCCUCUCCUUCGCCUGAAGCCGUCACUCCUCAGCGUGGUGUACCGGAAGCUUCCGGGCCUGUAUCGGUCCCCUCAGAGAGGCCGUCAGGCAGCAAGCAUCUGGGCGAAAUCCAGAACGAGACGUUUAGCUCAGCAUCCACUGGCAGCCUAAGAUCGACCGUCAACGCCGCAGCAGCCAGCGUGUCCAAUGCGCUCCCGAGUACAGCAUCGCUCCAGGCACAGCUCGACGAGGCCAAGGCAGAGAUUGCAAGACUCACGCAACAAGUCAGCGAGAGCGCCGGUCUUCGCCAGCGAAGGGCAGACCCCAGCUCCCGUUCGACAGCGACAACUUCGGCCGCCACUGUGAGCCCGCCCGUGAAUGCGGGAGGCGUACCAGUGCACAUUACGGCUAUCCUGUGUCUUUUGAGCUUCCUCAUCGCAUACUUCCUGUUUUGA
Messenger RNA from Plenodomus lingam JN3, 669 nucleotides. NCBI's taxonomy places the organism in Eukaryota, Fungi, Ascomycota, Dothideomycetes, Pleosporales, Leptosphaeriaceae. The record is from RefSeq and is a predicted model, not a curated record.